AUGUCGACCUCAAAGCCCGACUUAGCUUCCUUGAAGACGGAUGAAGCUACCACCUAUCCAUCACAAAUACACCUCGCAGACCAUGACAUCAAACGCGAAGAUGAAAGCGGGACGCCUAUUGAAGUCCCGCCAUCGUACACCGAAUUCAUCAAGGCCUACACACCUAUCUACACAAGCCCAGUCAGCGCUGGGGGCUUCCCCAAGAUAUCCGGAGGACAAUGUGAACGCUCACCAGUUUCACAACCGUCCACCGCAACAAGUCCCACAUUUUCCUUUGGGAAUUCAUUGAAGUCGCCCGCCACGCCUGCCAUUUCUCUUCCACCUCCAUCACCUUGCACAGUGAAAUCAGCCAAGGCGCCGCCUGCGCUACGCCGCCUGCGCAUUCCUCAAUCCCUCCAUCCUGUCUCUUACAAGGACUCUCCAAACACUGCUACCCCUCGCAGCGCAACUCCCUACAGCGCGAGUCCUUAUAGCGCGAGUCCCUAUAGCGCAGCCCCAUGGAGUGCCUACCCGCGCAGCGCGACCAGUAUACGAUCGUCUUUUUCCCCAACAGAUUGGAAGAUGCGCUAUCUCGAAGCGCCGAGGAGUGCGACCGGAAAGCCCGUCAGCGUCAGACAAGUAGUGACCCGCACAAUCACGUACAAGCGCACCCCGCUUGACCCUCCGCCAAAGGGAAAGAGACGCAAGACCCAAGAAUGUCGAGAUGCUUGA
Penicillium olsonii is the source of this 711-nucleotide messenger RNA. The record is from the annotation of a GenBank genome assembly. Lineage: Eukaryota; Fungi; Ascomycota; Eurotiomycetes; Eurotiales; Aspergillaceae.